Molecule: messenger RNA, 1461 nt
Organism: Electrophorus electricus (electric eel)
Lineage: Eukaryota; Metazoa; Chordata; Actinopteri; Gymnotiformes; Gymnotidae
Source: RefSeq, a predicted model, not a curated record
UCAGAGGUUUACGCAGUACAGGAGAGGAUCCCUGUCUUGUCCCUGCCUUGGCCGUCACAGGCUCGCCUUACCUGUGUGUUCAUUCAGGUUGUUGUGAUGCGCAUUCCCGUAGAUCCCAGCGCAAGCCGGAGGUUCAGUCCCCCGUCCAGUAGUUUACAACCUGUCCCGGUGAAAAUGAACGAGGCGAACACCAACGCGGGACAGCAAGACGCGGCGGUGCCGAGGCUGCGGCCGCAGGAGAACCGCUCUAUGGCCGAGAUCAUCGCCGACCACCCGGCCGAACUUGUCCGGACUGAUAGCCCAAACUUCCUCUGCUCCGUGCUCCCCUCUCAUUGGAGGUGUAACAAAACUCUGCCGGUAGCCUUUAAGGUCGUGGCCCUGGGAGAGGUUCCUGAUGGGACGGUUGUCACUGUGAUGGCUGGCAACGACGAAAACUACUCAGCUGAGCUACGCAACGCUUCAGGUGUGAUGAAGAACCAGGUGGCACGCUUCAAUGACCUGCGCUUACGUGGGCCCGCAGGUAAUGGGAAAAGCUUCACCCUGACGAUUACAGUGUUCACAAAUCCGCCGCAAGUGGCCACUUACCACAGAGCCAUUAAGGUGACCGUGGACGGACCGCGAGAGCCAAGGCGACACAGGCCGAAGCUGGAUGACUCCCCCAAAACGGGCCUAUUCUCCGACCGUCUGAGUGAGCUGGAGCGCAUCCGACACACCACCAUGAGGGUCGCCGUGCCAACGCAAACCCCUCGUCCCUCCCUCGGCAACCCCACCUCGUUCUCUCCUCAGGGCCAGAGCCAGAUCUCAGACCUGCGCCAGUCCCAGUCCCCCCCGUGGUUUAACGAGCAAGCGUACCCAUCGUACCUGAGUCCCAUGCCUUCCCCCUCGGUGCACUCCACCACACCUCUGUCUUCCAGCCGGGCCACAGGACUGCCCUCAAUCAGCGACUCCACGCCUCCGCAGUGCGCCCGCACAUCCGCAGGUUCGACAGACCUGAGUCCUUUCCCUGGCCAGUUUGAGCGCCAGUUCCCCGGUUUCUCCUCACUCACCGAGAGCCGAUUCUCCAGUCCACGAAUGCACUACCCAGCCACCUUCACCUACACGCCCACGCCUGCCUCCACGGGCAUGUCACUGGGCAGUGCCCAUUACCACACCUACCUGCCCCCACCAUACCCCGGCUCAACCCAGAGCCAAAGUGGACCCUUCCAAAGCAGCAGCACCCCCUAUCUCUACUAUGGGGCCUCCUCAGGCUCCUACCAGUUCUCCAUGGUUACGGGAGGAGAUCGCUCGCCGUCCAGGAUGCUCCCGACGUGCACUAGUGCCUCGACUGGCACCACGCUGGGCAACUCCAGUCUCCCCGCCCAGGGCGAUGGGGCCGGCGACGACGACGGCAGUCAUAGCAACUCGCCCACCAUCCUGAACCCGGCGGGGAGGAUGGACGAAGGGGUGUGGCGGCCAUACUGA